This is a messenger RNA of Chara braunii, 5294 nucleotides long. The record is from the annotation of a GenBank genome assembly. NCBI's taxonomy places the organism in Eukaryota, Viridiplantae, Streptophyta, Charophyceae, Charales, Characeae.
CCAGGCGUCCUCACUAGUGGUAUCCCUAUCGCUCAUAAGCGACAGAACUAUACUCAAUCUGCACUAGGUCACCCUUUGAUGCCUACCGCAGCGUAAUGUACAGGCCGAUUUAAAAAAAAAAAAAAAAAGUAAUUGGUGGUUGUGUCAGAGACUAAACAUUUGGGUCCAACAGUGCGCGAUGCGGUGCGCUAUGCGGCCCUCGGCUGUGCGCACACCCGUGCGCGAUGCGCGCGCACUGAUGCGCACUGCGCAGUGCGCUGUGCGGCACUCCGGUGCGCUGGGGCGUGCGCGUGCCAAGCGCACUUCCGCGCAUGGUGAUUGUCUGAUAGCCUUCUACUCCCGUCAACUUCUGUCCGCCGAGAUAAACUACACCGCUGAUGAACGUGAGGUUCUCGCAGUAGUUUAUGCCGCUCGGCACUGGCGUCACUACCUGCACGGGGCACCAUUCACAGUGCGCACGGACAACUUUGUUGUCCAGGCUUUUCUGACAAAACCGAAGCUCCCUCCUCGACAGGCUCGCUGGUGGCGCGACCUAUCCGAGUUUAGUUUCACCACUGAGCACAUCAAGGGUGAGACUAAUCGGGUCGCAGAUGCCUUAUCCCAGCGCCCUGACCACGACCAGGAGCAGAUCCAACUCUCUUCCAUCUCGGUCACCACCGUCCACCACUCGGUGAUCGACGAGUUUCGCACUUCGUGUCACCACUGCCCCGACUAUCGCGACAUCCACGUGACCCUUCAGAGUGGCAAGACCGUCCCGAACUACUCUCUCGGGGACAACGGUCUUGUGUACUGGCACGGUUCACAAGGCACCAGAGAGCCCCGUAUUUGCGUUCCCUCCACUGGCCAGCUACGUGUCCGAGCAGUAGCAGAGUUCCAUGACCAGGCAGCCGCCGGUCAUAUGGGUUUCCACAAGACGUUGGCUCGUGUGAGCCGCCUGUACGUCUGGCCGAAGCACAAGGACUUUGUGAAGGACUACGUCGCAGAGUGUCCGACCUGUCAGGAGGUGAACAGUGCGAACCACCUUCCUUAUGGUUUGCUCCAGCCUCUUCCUAUCCCUGAGGGUCAUUGGCAGUCCAUCUCGAUGGACUUUAUCGGUCCUCUUCGUCCUCCGACCCCUCGCGGUCAUGAUGCUAUCCUGGUCGUCGUCGACCGCUUCACGAAGCGUGCACGCUUUGUUCCGUGCCGCUAUGCCAUCAGUGCACGUGAGGUCGCCGACAUCAUGUUUGACCGAGUCCUCCGCUUCUCCUCGCCUUACCAUCCUCAGACUGAUGGUCAGACCGAGGUCACGAACAAGAUUCUUGGAGAUAUUCUCCGAAAGAUCGUUCGUGACGACCAGCAGUGGGAUCUCCAUCUUGCCCACGCGGAGAUAGCCUACAACCACGCCGUUUUGCCAGCCACGAGGAUGUCGCCUUACUAUUGCGACCUCGACUAUCACCCUUGUGUUCCCGCGGACUUCCUUCGACCGUCACAGAUGCACCCCGACACGAGUUGUCCCACGGUGGACGAUUGGGUUGCACACAUGACGUCGAUCAUGAAGACCGCACAUGAGCAAAUAGCCGCUUCCCAGACUCACAUGGCAGCACGUGCAAACCGAUCGAGGAUGGAUCAUCCAUUCAAAGUCGGUGAUGAUGUGCUUAUCGACGCCCGCCACUUACAGCUCGAAGUGGACAAGCUUCGCAAGUUUCGGCGUCGCUUCUUUGGCCCAUGCCGCAUCCUCCAGGCCGUCGGUUCUGAUACGGCUUCUAGCCUGGUCAGCUUCCGUGUGAAGCUGCCCGACUACUUGCGCCAGGCCCGUGUGCACGAUGUCUACCACGUCUCGUUACUGCGUCCUUACCGCAGACCGUCUGAGCGUUUCGCUGGACGACCAUACGAGCGCCCCCCACCCAUCAUGGUGGACGACCACGAGGAGUUCCUCGUUUCAGACAUCAUUGGUCGCCGAGUCACCGACGACAACCUCCUCACGUCGAGUAUCUCGAUUCUCGGUGUCUUUAAUGAUGCAGGUGUAGUCGAUGUGGGAGGCACAGAUAACAGGGUUGUGAUUGCUGCAUUUAUUGAUCAAAUUGCCAAGGUUCUGGGUCUGCUAGAAGAGCACAACAUGACGUCGAGCGACCCCAAGUCAAAGCAUUGUAUGAGGGAGGCCACGAUUCUGGGCUUUGUCUGUAACAAGAAGGGGCGGAGGCCAGAUGUGAAGAAGUCGGACAAGAUCCUAGAAUGGUCAGUCCCCUUCCAGUCGAUAACGAACGUGAGGAGUUUCCUUGGGACCUGUGGCUUUUGGAGGAAUUUUGUGAAGGACUUCGCCACCAAGACGGAGCAUUUGAGAAAGUUGGUGCGUCAGGAUCAGGAAUGGGUCUGGGGCGAAGACCAGGAAAAGGUUGUGGAAGGGAUGAAGGGAGAGUUCAAGGAGGGAGGCUUGGUGCUGGGGGCACCAAGUUAUGAGGCCACGGAGGAAAAGCCAUUCGUGGUCGAGACGGACGCUGGGCCGACGGCCUUAGGAGGGGUCCUGAUUCAGGCAGAUGCGGAUGGGAAGGAGAGGAUGCUAAGGUUCGAAAGUCGCACUCUCAAUACGACUGAGAGGAACUAUUCGCAGUUCAAGAAGGAGACGCUGGCAGUACUCCAUUGCCUGAGGACCUUCCGGAACUAUAUUUUUGGCAGGAGGCUCAUUUUGAGGGUGGACCCUACUGCCCUGGCAUGUUCCCUGAAAAGUUAUACUCCAUCUGACCCAACCAUCGUAAGGUGGUUGACUUACAUUUGGAUGUUUAACUUUGAGCUGGAGAGGAUUCCAGGGGACAAGAACAGGGCGGAUGGGCUGAGCCGUAUCAACUGGGAUGGGACGAGCCAGGAGGCAAUUGAGGACACCCCACCAGUCGACGGGUUUUUGGACCAAGAGGAGGAUGUCCGCCUCCACAUAAAUGAAUGGUCGCUGAGGGUGCCUAGCUGCGUCACGCAUCCAAUAUGGCUAGCACCAAGGGGUUACGAACGAAAGGAGGAGCUGGUCCUCAAGCCCUUUCAGGAGGAAGAUCCGUGGGGGAGUAGGGAUGUUGGCUGGAUGAUGAAGCUGGCAUUGGCAGGUACACAUAGUCUGGCGGAGGAGGUAAGGACGAUAGAGGCAUGCCCGAACCAGGUAGAGGAGCAUGAGCAAUUAGUGGGAGGGAUGUAUUUGCUCACUAAUACGCUCCUGCAGGGGACCUUUAGUCAGAGGAGUUCAACUGGCCCUGAGGAGAGCGAACUUCUCAUUCCUGAAAGCCAGGACGACGAGUUCGAAGAGGGAGAGAUCAGGGAGGCCUUCCGCGCUGAGGAGUAUGCCAGGAUCUAUCGGGAACUGGGGUGUGACUUUUCGAAGGCAGUCAUGCAGAGGGGCGGGAGGGACACACGGCCACGGCAGGGGCCCGAGAGGGUAGCAGGAGGGGACAAGCACCAUGAGCCGCCUAGGAGGGAGCCUACGCCCGAGUUCGAGGACGAUAACAUAGAGCUUUUCCUGGACGUAAAUCGGGAUCAUGCGACACAAAGAGGGUGGUCAGUGGCGGAGAGGAUCCACCACUUGAGGGGCUUAGGGCGGUUUGAGGAGCCUGUCGCUCAGAUAUGUGAGGAGGCCCUGACUUGGCCGGACGUGGAGGUCGGGAUGCAGAGGUUGAGAGCUUCCCCUAGGGGGCGCGAUGGCAUGCCCAUUCGAUUGGAGGAGGGGAACGUGGAGGAGUUCAUUCCCGCAUAUGAGCACUACAUGUUGAGUCAGGGGAUUGCGCGGGAGGAGUGGGUGCAGGCCCUACUUAUCUGGACGAGGGGGGCAAAGAGGCCGGUGUCCAAACAGAUUCGGGAGAGGGCCCGCGACUGGGAGGACUGUCAGGCCCAGCUCAGGAGGGCGUUCGGAGGGCCAGAGCGCGAGAGGCACAAGCCCAGGGUCGAGAGGCGACGGCGAAGCAAAAGGCCAAGGGAGCCGACACUGAGAGAGGCGGGGCUGGCUAGAGAGAGGAGGAGGGCCCCAGCACAGCAGGAGGAUGAGCCCGCAGGGCCCGCACUGGCAGAGGAGUCAUUCCCGGCUUGUGGCCUCCGGGCAGUUGAGUUUCGCCGGAUUACGAGCGAGGAGCUGAGAUCGUCCUCACCGUUGCCAUCAGCGCAGGAGCUGGACAUACCAAGGGAGACGCCAUUCCGAAGCUUAGCGACUCAUCUUGAUGUAUCUCAAUGGGAGGCCUUACGAUUGGGGGAGGGCUCAGUUGAGCCGACGCGCUAUGUGCCGUUAGAGGAGCCUUUGGACCCCGAGACGGAGACGAACAGGCAAGACCGACAGAAGCCACUGGAUCCUGAGAUGGAAGCCGAGCAGCCGGAUCCGGUACGACCUCAGGGCAAGGAGGUGAUCACGGUCGGAGACGAUACCCCCCCAUGCUCCCCAGUUUCGGAGCCAGCACAGCAUUCAUGGCCAGAGGGGAUUCUUGAGCCAGGCAGCGAGGAGAUUCCGGAGUUUUUCCCUGAAGCCACCGCUAUGCCUGAGCAGGAGGCAGAGGCGGAGGGUCAGGGAGUGUGUGAGAGAGCGAGGGUGGAGGCGCCCCUUGACUUGCCAUCGGCCACGCACGUGACCAAGAGCCCAGUUAUCGAGGAGCCUGUUCCAGCGGAGUUACUGCCAGCAGUGCCAUGCACGAACGAGGGGAUGGGGGCUGAGGCGUCGACUCCGGAAGGCCAGGGGCUGCGAGUAAGAAGAACCCCAAGGGAGACCCGCAAAGAGAAGUCCGCCCGAGUGCGGGUCCGUCUGGAUGAGAUACACGCGAGGCAGGCUGAGAUGGAGGCAGCAGGAAUAGAGCCGACACCGCCGGCCGAGCCCAAGACGAGUGAGCAGAGGAUCGACGAGUUGUGGGCCAGGUAUGAGAGCCAGAGGGAUGCAGCCCGCCAAAGGUCACGAGAGAGGGGACAAGGGGACGAGGGGGCGGGUGAGCUGAGAGAGAUGGGGGACUUGGGGUUCUCCGCGACCAGGCAGGCGAUUGAGCGCAUGGAUCGGAGGAUAUGUGAGACGGAAGUUACAUCCUUCCAGUGGUAUAAUCUACUCAGCAAUGAGGUCAGGGUCAGAGAGUUGGAGGUGGAGCACCUGACUACUCAGCUUGCCGAGGAGAGGGCGAGGAGCCAGGCCUUUGGGAGCCCUGCUCCCGCUCCCGCUCAUAAUAGGCCAAAAAGGAAGAAGUACGCAGUCCGGCUGCACAGUCCCCGCUCCCGCUCCCGCUCCAUUCGUCUGAUCAGUCCCCGCUCCCGCUCAUAAUAGGCCUCUUCGUCCUCUGUAACAAGUACGGGGACCGGGCGACACUUCUUAUCUA